CGCAGCUUGGCAGUGAUUAUCCGUAACGCGGCGUGGAAUUGCUGCUUUCACGUCCAAACGCAAACAGAUGUGGAGUGACUGUCCAAAUUUUUGACAUAUCUCGUCGAGUAUUCUCCGAACAGCGAAGACACUUGUUCUACCGAUUUUUAUAACACGGGCGAACGUGGAGUCACAGGUGAUCGUGUCAGAGGUUAGAGGGAUCAAAAGAAAAAAUAAAGAAAUCGCCAUGAGCGAGUUAAGCCAAGAGGAAGUGAGAAGGAGACGUAUGGCUCGUUUGGCAGGCUUAGACUGUAUCAAUUCAACAGUCAAUUCAAAUCACAAUGCUGGUUCAGUUUCUCCAAACACACCAGGUCCAUCAAAGGCAUUUACAGAGCAAAUAAUAUCACCAUCAAAGCAACAGCAAUUUCAAAAUCAUGAAGUUUCAAUGGAAGUAGAAGAAACUAAUGAUAAGCAGUGUAGCAGUUCUGGAGUGGAUGUAGAUUCAGGAAUUGAAAAUAUGGAAGUGGAAGAAUCUGAUAGAAAGGAUCCAAAGCCAAGAUCACGUACAACAAGUUCCAGUACAGAGGUAACUACAGAACAGAUACACGCAGUCAUCUCGCGUGUACUGUGCAUAUCAUGGAAAGAACCUACAGAGGGUUGUAUAUUUUUACCACAAACUGCAGCAUACGCAUUGACGGCAAAACUUGUUGACGCUGCGGAAAUUAUCAAUCAAGCAUUAAUGGAGGUUUUAUGCAUGUUUGUGAGAGACGAAGAUCCUCUAAAGGAAAUUAACGUAGACACAUCUUCAGAUCGAGAGGACAGCCCUAAUAGUCAAGCAAGCCCAUUGUUAAGCCCGGUCGCGACGUUUUGCCGUUGUGACAUUUGCUGCAAAUCAACGCAACCUAAGAGUCUCACUUAUCUGCUAGAUUGUUAUUCAAGGGUGGCGGUAGAAGAACGAAAUCACCCAAAGAAGUCAAGUACACCACCGUUAUCCGAUGUGCUGACUACUCUAAGGGCACAGUGCGUACAAUAUUCCAGUCUUGUGCUACAAGGUCUAGUCGGCAUUUCUCGGUCUUCGACAACUUACCAGUUAUCCAUGAAAAACAUGACGCCUCUUUUAUACCCGGUACUCUCACAGAGCUUACCACGUGGGUAUUUAGACGAACUUGUUGCAAGAACGCAUACAAACACGGCUGUAUUCGAGAGAAUCUUCACUCCAUUGUUGCAAGGCUUGUACUUGUCGGUACAACAGGCCAGUUUGGUCAGAAACACGCAUCGAAGACCGAUCGAGGCGUUAGAAGAGUUAAUAGAAAUUCGUUGCGGACCAAGCGGUAAUGUACGCCCCUUGUGCCGUUUAAUCAUUCGUCAACAACAAUUUUUUCCCGGCAUCUACACAGACGCGAUAGGCAGGGAGGUUAUAACAACGUCUCUCCUUGGACCUUUUCUCUCCAUCUCCGUAUUCGCUGAGGAUCAACCAAAUGUGGCUGAGAAGUUUUUUAGCGGCAAUCCGUUCUAUGAUAAAUCGAUGAAUUUAACAUUACAACAAGAACUGGAAAGUACCAGAACGUCGCUGCAUAAGAUAUUUCACGCGCUACUCGCAAAUAGUAACUGCCGUAAAUCUGUAUUAACCUACAUAGCGACGUUGGUAUGUUUUAACGAGAAACGUGCUCAACUACAAACGGAGGAGUCCUCUUUGGCCGGGGACGGAUUCAUGUUGAAUCUGUUGUCAGUGUUGCAAAUGCUCUCAGUGAAAAUCAAACUGGAUACAGUAGAUCCUUUAUAUCCGUUUCAUCCUUCUGGUUAUGUGCGGAUUACAGACGACACAAAGCUGAAACUUACGUACCAAGAGGAAAGGGAUUGGUUAAGACAUUUAGAAAGGACGCACGUGUGGGUCGAGCCAAAGUUUCCGACACAUUGUUGGUUCCUUACAUUACAUUGUCACCAUUUAGCGUUGUUACCGGCUUUACAGAAAUACCAGAGAAAGCUGAGGACUUUACGCGACGUGCAGAAAAUGCUCGACGAUCUACAAGACACCGAGCCGCAAUGGAAAGACAGUCCUUUCGCUGGUCGUAACAAAGAAUUGAUAAAACGUUGCACGGAACAAUUGAAACAACUCGGUAAAUCAAAAUCAUGCGCGGACGCUGGAUUAAUCGACCCUGUCUUGUUAAGAAGGUGUUUGCACUUUUACAUUUCUGUGGCGGAGGUAUUGCUCAGUCUAUUGACGCAAACCCCGUUAGGGAAUCCCCUUCCCGACCUUCCUUUGCCUCAAGAGGUGCCGCAAAAAUUCAGGGCACUACCAGAAUGGUAUGUCGAAGAUAUUGCAGAAUUUUUGUUAUUUACCCUUCAAUUCUGUCCUGACGUGAUAGUGAACAAUAUGGAUAAUUCCCUCAUCACGUGGUUACUUGUCGUAGUAUGUACACCGCAUUGUAUACGAAAUCCAUAUUUAAUAGCAAAAAUUAUCGAAGUGCUAUUCGUGAUAAAUUCCAGUGUUCAGGGACGAACGGAAUCGCUCCAUGAUCAAGUAAUGGCGCAUCCAAUAUCGAAAACAUUGUUGGCAUCGUAUUUAAUGAAGUUCUACACGGACGUCGAGACGACCGGCUCUAGUUCAGAAUUCUACGAUAAAUUCUCAAUUCGUUAUCAUAUUAGUUUAAUACUAAAAUCCAUGUGGGAUAGUCCAGUGCACCGGGAGUCGAUCAUCAAUGAGAGCAAUAAUGGGAAGCAAUUUGUGAAAUUUAUAAACAUGUUAAUGAACGACACCACGUUCUUACUCGACGAAAGUUUAGAAUCGUUGAAGCGUAUCCAUGAAAUCCAGGAGUUAGCGUCCGAUCUUAAAGCGGUGGCGGCACUAUCCCGUGAACAACAGCACUCGCGAAUGAGGCAAUUGGCGGCAGAUGAAAGACAGGCCAGGUCGUAUCUCACUUUAGCUAAGGAGACUGUAGCCAUGUUUCAUUAUUUAACAGUAGACAUCACGGAACCGUUCUUACGGCCAGAAUUAGUCGAACGAUUAUGUGCCAUGUUAAAUUUUAACCUCAAACAGUUAUGCGGUCCUAAAUGUAAAAACCUGAAAGUACGAGCACCUCAAAAGUACGGAUGGGAUCCGAGAGCUUUACUUAGUCAAUUGGUCGAUAUAUAUCUACAUCUCGAUUGCGAUAAUUUCGCCGCUGCUUUAGCUGCCGACGAACGUUCUUUCUGCAAGGAAUUAUUCAAUGACGCUGCUAAUAGGUUAGAAAGAUCAGUAAUUAAAUCGACAGCAGAGAUCGAGAGAUUUAUAGCGCUCGCAGAACGUGCUGCAAUCAUUGCCAGGGAUAAUCGUGCACGCGAUGAGGAAUAUGGUGACGCGCCAGAGGAAUUUAAAGACCCGCUUAUGGACACUCUUAUGGAAGAACCGGUUAAACUUCCAUCGGGUAUUGUUAUGGAUAAACCAGUUAUUAUUAGACACCUUCUCAAUAGCGCUACGGAUCCUUUCAGUCGGCAACCGCUCAGUGAAGAUAUGCUUACACCAAUGGUCGAUUUGAAAGAAAGGAUAUCGAUAUGGAAACAACAAAAGAAAAAAUCGACGAAUAUAUAAAUUGUGAUUCUAAUGCAUGAACCAUUUUCACAGGAAACAUCACGAUAUUGCGUAGCUGAUGUCGUUACUACACCGAUACAUUGUACCGGCCCAUAGAUGUAUCACUCUGUGUGGUAAAUGAAUAAUAGUGCAAUGAUCUCGCUAAUGUGCAAAUAUUGCACUCAAUAAAUUUACGGUUUUUAUACAUUAAAACGUUAAACAGAGACUGCAGCUAGGUAACUGCCAACAUUACUCGAAGAAAAAAAAAAGAAAAUACUUUUAAAGAACUUGUAAAUAAUUACUGGCUGAUUCCAGUCAGUACCCACAGAAAUUAAACUCUUAUUUACAAACUUAGCACUUGUUCCUUUGUAUGUUAUAAAUACACGAGACUGCGAGUGAAAAGUUGAAGAAAAAAAAGAAAACAAAAAAUGAUUAAUCUUAAGAAUAGUAAGUUCAGUGAUAUAGAAUUGGAAACAUUAACACUCAUCCUCAACCUUCCAUUUGGAACCUGAUAAUUUACAAACGGAUAGGGCAAACAAAAAGCGAAACAUUAUUUGAUGGAAAAUUUAUGUGAAAGAUUUGUAUGAAA
Molecule: messenger RNA, 4115 nt
Organism: Habropoda laboriosa
Lineage: Eukaryota; Metazoa; Arthropoda; Insecta; Hymenoptera; Apidae
Gene: Ube4B
Product: ubiquitin conjugation factor E4 B
Exons: 9
Coding region: 227-3547 (1106 amino acids)
Biological process (GO): protein polyubiquitination
Cellular component (GO): nucleus; cytoplasm; ubiquitin ligase complex
Molecular function (GO): ubiquitin-ubiquitin ligase activity
Source: RefSeq, a predicted model, not a curated record